Molecule: messenger RNA, 387 nt
Organism: Lymnaea stagnalis (great pond snail)
Lineage: Eukaryota; Metazoa; Mollusca; Gastropoda; Lymnaeidae
Source: the annotation of a GenBank genome assembly
GAGGCGCCUGUGUGCAGUCCUUAUUUAGUUCUGGAAACUGUUGAAGAAAAUAAACCAGCAAAUUACUUGGCUGCCAACUUGUCAUGUUUUGAUGCCGAUGUCGGAACAAAUUUGGCGUAUUCAAUAACUUAUGGUGAUACAAGUUUAUUUAUGGUAAUGUUGCCGAUUCCUGAUCCAAUUUUUUAAGUUGUACAAAAUAAAACCUAGUAGUAGUAAAUACGAUGAAUAUCCAACAAAAACUUUAGUGUAGCCUAAUUUAAAAUGUGUGUGUUUACUAAUGAGCAUGCCCUUGUUACCUGUGUUUAGUUAGGUGAGAAUAAGCUGAUGUUGAAGGCUCCACUUGAUUAUGAGAAGUCAACCAUCCAUGACCUUGUGAUUCAAGUGUCA